Asparagus officinalis (garden asparagus) is the source of this 11720-nucleotide messenger RNA. RefSeq names its product E3 ubiquitin-protein ligase UPL1-like. Gene Ontology annotation, biological process: positive regulation of protein catabolic process; proteasome-mediated ubiquitin-dependent protein catabolic process; protein polyubiquitination. Gene Ontology annotation, molecular function: protein binding; ubiquitin-protein transferase activity. Lineage: Eukaryota; Viridiplantae; Streptophyta; Magnoliopsida; Asparagales; Asparagaceae. The record is from RefSeq and is a predicted model, not a curated record.
AUGGAGUAUGGGAGUAUUCUUAGCAUUGCAAAUAAUGUACAGGUUAUAAAGACUGAGGGUGCAAGGAUUCCACCAGAAGUUAAAGCUUUCAUUGACAGGGUGAUUAAGAGUCCAUUACAUGAUAUAGCCUUACCUCUUUCAGGCUUUCAUUGGGAGUAUAAUAAGGGUAACUUUCACCAUUGGAGGCCAUUGUUUCUGCAUUUUGAGACGUAUUUCAAUACCUAUAUUUCAUGUAGAAAAGAUCUGCUUCUGUCUGAUAAUAUUGCGGAGGAAGAGUUAUUUCCUAAGCAUUCCGUGUUGCAUAUUUUGAGGGUGAUGCAAAUAAUUCUGGAAAAUUGCCACAACAAAAGUUCAUUUAGUGGACUAGAGCAUUUCAGGUUUCUACUUGCAUCCACAGAUCCAGAGAUUUUGAUUGCUACCCUGGAAGCUCUUUCUGCAUUAGUGAAAAUAAAUCCUUCCAAAUUACAUGUGAGUGGAAAGCUGAUUAGCUGUAGUUCUAUAACCAACCACCUUCUUUCUCUAGCACAAGGUUGGGGCAGCAAAGAAGAAGGCUUAGGCUUAUGCUCAUGUGUUGUGGCAAAUGAGAGAAACCAACAUGAAGGAUUGUCUUUGUUCCCAUCAGUUGCGGAGAAUGAAUGUGAUGGAACCCAAUAUCGUCUUGGUUCAACCCUUCAUUUUGAAUUCAAUAAUGCUGCUUCAGGGAGAGUUGAUCAGACCAGUGAGAAAAGCAAAUCUACAGACUUGAAUGUCAUAUAUAUUCCAGAUCUGCAUCUCCAGAAGGAGGAUGAUUUAGUCAUUUUGAGGCAGUGUGUCGAUAAAUUCAAUGUACCUAUGGAACAUAGAUUCUCGUUGCUGACAAGGAUUAGAUAUGCGCAUGCCUUCCGUUCUCCAAGAGCAUCUCGUCUUUACAGCAGGAUCUGCAUUCUUGCAUUCACUGUUUUGGUGCAGUCCAGUGAUGCUCAUGAUGAACUGGCGUCUUUCUUUGCUAAUGAACCUGAAUACACAAAUGAGUUGAUAAGGCUUGUUCGCUCUGAAGAAUCUGUCCCUGCAAACGUAAGGGCACUUGCUAUGCUUGCAUUGGGGGCACAAUUGGCUGCAUAUGCAUCAUCUCAUGAACGGGGCAGGAUACUGAGUGGCUCAAGUAUUAUUUCUGGUGGGGGAAAUCGGAUGGUGCUAUUAAAUGUUCUUCAGAAGGCAAUCUUAUCAGUCAGUAACCCAACUGAUCCUUCCUCUCCUUUAUUUGUUGAUGCUCUUCUACAGUUUUUCCUUCUACAUGUUCUAUCCUCUUCAAGUUCUGGCAGUGCUAUUAGAGGUUCAGGAAUGGUUCCCCCUCUGUUACCCCUCUUACAUGACAAUGAUCUAUCACAUAUUCAUCUUGUCUGCUCUGCAGUAAAGACUCUUCAAAAGUUGAUGGAGUACAGCAGCCCAUCUGUAUCCCUGUUCAAAGAUCUUGGUGGGGUUGAACUUUUGUCUCAAAGGUUGCAGACUGAAGUACAUAGAGUUAUUGCUGAAGUGGAUGAAAUAAACAAUGCUAUGGUUAUCGGUUAUUCAACAAAAUGCGAAGGAGAUCAUUUGUACUCACAAAAACGUUUGAUUAAGGCUUUGCUAAAGGCACUGGGGUCUGUGACAUAUUCUCCAGCAAAUUCUACGAGGUCACGCAACUCACAUGAUAGUUCUUUGCCUUCUUCGUUAUCUCUUAUAUUUCAGAAUGUUAAUAGAUUUGGAGGGGUCAUAUACUUUUCAGCGGUGACUGUUUUGAGUGAAAUCAUACACAAGGACCCGACAUGCUUUCCUAUUCUGGACCAGUCUGGUCUGCCUGAUUCUUUCUUGACUUCAGUUGUAACAGGGAUUCUCCCUUCUACAAAAGCAUUGAUCUGUGUUCCUAGUGGUCUAGGUGCAAUUUGCCUUAAUAAUAAAGGGUUGGAAGCAGUCAAGAGAGCUUCUGCAUUGAGGUUUCUUGUCGAUACAUUCACAACCAGGAAGUAUUUGGUGGCAAUGAAUGAAGGUGUUGUCCUACUAGCAAAUGCUGUUGAGGAGCUUCUUCGACAUGUAUCCUCAUUGAGAAGCAGUGGCGUGGACAUAAUUAUUGAAAUUAUCAAUAGACUUUCUUCUGUAGGAGAAGCCAAAUGUGAAGCUUCUGGAAAACUGGAUGAGAAUACCGCCAUGGAGACAGACACUGAAGAAAACGUAAGUGAAGGGCAUGAUUUGGUUAGUGUAGCAGACUCCACUGCUGAUGGCAUUAGUGAUGAGCAGUUUGUCCAGCUGUGCAUAUUUCAUGUGAUGGUACUGGUACAUCGAACAAUGGAAAAUUCUGAAACAUGUAGGUUAUUUGUGGAGAAGGGAGGGAUAGAUAAUUUGAUGAAACUUCUAUUGCGGCCUAGUAUCACACAAUCGUCAGAAGGGAUGCCUAUUGCUUUACAUAGUACUGUGGUUUUUAAGGGCUUUACUCAUCACCAUUCUGCUUCCUUAGCACGGGCAUUUUGUUCCUGUCUGAGGGAUCACCUUAAGAAAGCUUUGAGUGGGUUCAGCUCUGCUUCUGGUUCUUUUUUAUUGACUCCGGAUGCUGCCACUGAUAGCGGAAUCUUUUCUUCACUUUUUGUUAUUGAAUUCCUUUUGUUUCUGGCUGCCUCUAAAGAUAAUCGUUGGAUAAGUGCAUUACUAACUGAAUUUGGUGACUCGAGCAAGGUUGUCUUAGAAGAUAUUGGACGCAUUCAACGAGAAGUAUUAUGGCAGAUUUCCCUUCUUGAGGACUCAAAGAUUGAGAUUGAUGGUGAGAGCUCUGCUGCAAACUAUGUGCAAAGAUUAGACCCUCGUAUAAAUGAAGCUGAUGACCAAAGGUUCAGUUCUUUUAGGCAGCAUCUUGAUCCAUUAUUGAGGCGAAGAGUAUCUGGAUGGAGUAUUGAAUCUCAAGUUUCUGACCUUAUAAGCAUAUACCGAGAUCUUGGUCGAGCUUCUACUAGGCCUCAGAGACGUGGAAGUGAUAGCUAUAUGAUUUCACGGUCUACGUCAAGUUCUCGACCACAAUCAGAUGUUUCUCCAGAUGCCAGUGGUGUUGGCAGGAUUGAUGAUGACAAACAAAGAUCGUAUUAUUCUUCCUGUCGUGAUAUGGUGAGGUCACUUUCAUACCAUAUCAGUCAUUUGUCAAUGGAGCUGGGAAAAGCAAUGCUGCUUUCUUCUCGUCGUGAAAACAAUCCUACAACGCCUUUUUCUGCACAAUCAGCCUCUGUUGGUACCCACUCUUUUCCUUCCAUCAUGUUGGAUCACUUGAAUUUUAGAGGUCAUGUUAAUCCGUCCCAAGGUGAGGCCUGCAUAUCUGCAAAGUGUAGAUACCUUGGCAAGGUUAUUGAAUUUAUUGAUGGAGUUCUGUUGGAAAGGCCAGAUUCAUGUAAUGCGGUCAUGCUUAAUUGCUUUUAUACCUGUGGGGCGUUUGAGUCAGUCCUGACUACUUUUGAAGCCACUAGUCAGUUGCUUUUUGCAGUUAAUAGUGUGCCUGCUUCUCCCAUGGAAACAGAAGAAAUAACCUUGAAGCAGGAGAAAAAAGAAGCAGACAAUUCCUGGAUUGAUGGUCCCUUGGCCAGCUACUGUGCACUUAUGGACCACCUAUCAACAUCACCAUUCAUCUUGUCCACCUCAACAAAACAGUUACUUGAACAACCUUUUGUGAAUGGACUUAAUCCCCUCCCUCAGAAUGCUGAGGCAUUUGUAAAGCUUCUACAAUUAAAGGUUUUUAAGGCAGUCCUCCCUAUUUGGACUCACCCCCACUUUGUAGAUUGCAAUUUGGAAUUCAUCGGUGCUAUGAUCUCUAUUAUGAGGCAUGUUUAUUCUGGUGUAGAAGUUAGGAACGUCAGUGGUGCAGGAACUCGACUGGUUGCUCCUCCACCAGAUGAAUCGUCAAUAGCAAUGAUUGUUGAAAUGGGGUUUUCCCGAGCUAGGGCUGAAGAAGCUUUAAGACAGGUGGGAACCAAUAGUGUUGAGAUUGCAACGGAUUGGUUAUUCUCGCACCCAGAAGAACCACAGGAAGAUGAUGAACUUGCCCAAGCACUUGCCAUCUCCCUAGGGAACUCAGAUAAACUUUCAAAAGCUGAAGGUGCACAUACGGAUCAUCCUGAUUAUGAAGAGGAAACAAUUGAGUUACCUUCCGUUGAUGAGAUAUUAUCAGCAUGUCUCAAACUCUUGCAGGCGAAGGACUCCCUAGCAUUCUCCGUUCAUGACCUGCUCGUGAUGAUUUGUUCUCAAAAUGAUGGCAACUAUCGAUCAAAGGUCCUGACAUUCAUCAUCGACAAUAUCAAGGGUGGUUGUACCACUUCUGAUCCAUCCAGAAACACUAUGUUAUCUUCUCUUUUUCAUGUUCUUGCGCUGGUUCUUCAUGAUGACCCAGCAACCCGGGAAGUUGCCUCUGAGGCUGGUCUUGUAAAUAUUGCUGUGGAUCUGCUUUCUGAUUGGGACGCUGGCUCAUGUGAUAGUGAUAAACCUCAAGUACCCAAGUGGGUCACGCCAUGCUUUCUCUGUAUUGAUCGACUACUGCAAGUGGAUCCAAAGAUGACUCUAGAAAUCCCUGAAUUGGAGCAGCUGAAGAAGGAUGAUGUUGAUACCCAACACUCUGUUGUGAUUGACAAUGACAAAAAGAAGGAUUCACUCACCAAGGGACCAACUUCUGGGAUCAUUGAUAGUAAUGGCCAGGAGAAGCUGCUCGAGAUAUCUUGCAGGUGUAUAAAGAACCAGUUGCCUUCUCAGACAAUGCAUGCAGUGCUCAAGUUGUGUGCAACUCUUACCAAAGUUCACUCUGUUGCAGUUAGCUUCCUUGAUGCUGGAGCUUUACGAGCCAUGCUUAGCUUGCCUAUUGGUAGCCUAUUUCCUGGGUUCAACAAUGUUGCAGCUACAAUAAUCCGUCACAUUUUAGAAGAUCCUCAUACUUUGCAGCAAGCUAUGGAGUUGGAAAUCCGCCAUAGUCUUGUCACAGCUAUAGGUAGACAUGGCACUGCAAGGGUCACGCCACGCAGUUUUGUUCAGAGUUUGUCCUUCGCUAUAUUGAGGGAUCCAGUAAUAUUUAUGCAGGCUGUGCAAGCUAUUUGCCAGAUUGAGAUGGUAGGUGAUCGGCCAUAUAUUGUGCUUCUAAAAGAUCGUGAGAAAGAGAAACGACAAGAUAAGGAUAAAUCCAUAGAAAAAGACAAGCAACCUGCUGUCCACAAGAAGGUUACUAGUGGAGAUGUGAGUACCGCAGCUCCAGGCAAUGGGAAUGUUAAAGUGCCAGAUUCAAAUGCUAAAAGUGCUAAGAUUCAUAGGAAAUCACCUCACAGUUUCACAUGUGUUAUCGAGCACCUAUUGGAUACUGUUGUGACUUAUGUUCCUCCUCUAAAAGUUGAUGACCUAGUUGAUGAUGCUCCGGGUAACCCUCCUUUGGCUGAUAUGGACAUUGAUAGCACUAGUGCAGCCAAAGGAAAAGGGAAAGCUCUUGAUGUUUCAUCUGAAGAGAGCAGAAUUGCUGGGCAGGAGGCAUCAGCUUUUCUCGCCAAGACAGUUUUUGUGUUGAAGCUGUUAACUGAAAUAUUCCUGACCUAUGCUUCGUCAAUUCAUCUACUGCUCCGCAGAGAUGGUGAAAUCAGCAAUUUCCGCGGAAGUUCUAAAAGGGCAUUGUCUACUAAUUGUACUGGGGGAGCAUUUCAACAUAUUCUGCACAAUUUCCUGCCAUACCCCGGGACAUACAAGAAGGAUAAAAAAGUAGAUGGAGAUUGGAGGCAUAAAUUAGCAACCAGGGCUAACCAGUUUUUGGUGGCAUCAUCUAUUCGUUCGAGUGAGGGGCGGAAAAGGAUAUUCUCUGAAAUUAAUAAUACAUUCAAUGACUUUGUUUACUCUGCAAAGGGCUAUAGGGCACCUGAUUCCUCUAUGCAUGCGUUUGUUGAUCUUCUUAAUGAUGUACUUGCAUCCCGUUCACCUACAGGUUCAUAUAUUUCUGCAGAAGCUUCAGCGACUUUCAUUGAUGUUGGGCUUGUGAGGUCACUGACUCGAGCUUUACAAGUUCUGGAUUUGGAUCAUGCUGAUUCGCCGAAGUUAGUUACUGGUAUUAUCAAGGCCCUUGAUUUGGUGACCAAGGAGCAUGUACUUUCUGUUGACCAUAAUUCUGCAAAAGGUGGAAACUCAGCGAAGGUAAAUAGUGAUCAGAAUCAAGUGGACUCAUCUUACAAUGUUGGCAACAGGUUCCAAUCAUUGGAAACCACAUCUCAACCUGAUCAUAAUGAAGUGGCAGGAGAACAUGUGGAAUCUUUCGAUGCUGGGCAAAAUUCAGUAGGUUCAGAUUCUGUUGCAGAUGAUAUGGAUCACGACCAAGAUCUUGGUGUAUUUGCUCGUGAAGCUGAAGACAAUUUUAUGCAUGGAACUUCAGGAGAUGGUGGAUGCCUAGACAAUGGUGUGUCAUCUGUUGAAAUUAGAUUUGAUAUCCAUCAGAAUGAUGAGGAAGAUGUUAUCCGUGAUGAAGAUGAUGAUGAUAUGUCGGGGGAUGAGGGACACGAAGCAGAGGAAGAUGAUGAAGAGGAAGAAGAGAAUAAUGAUUUGGAGGAAGAUGUAGUCCAUCAGAUGUUACAUCCUGACACAGAUCAAGAUGAUCAUGAUAUUGAUGAUGAAGAGUUUGAUGAAGAUAUAAUGGAGGAAGAGGAAGAGGAAGAUGAUGAUGACGAUGACGAUGAUGGGGUGAUUCUCCGGUUGGAGGAGGGUAUUAAUGGGAACAUAUUUGACCAUAUUGAGGUUUUCAGUGGCAGUAAUAAUUUUUCCAAUGAAACACUGCGUGUGACGCCUCUUGAUAUUUUUGGGUCAAGAAGACCUGGCCGCACUACUUCUAUUUAUAAUCUUCUCGGAAGAUCUGGUGAGCAUGGCGGUAACCAUGAACACCCACUUCUGGAAGAACCCUCUGCAUUCCUAGACUUGGUUAAUCAAAGACAGUCCGAAAAUGCAGUUGAUAUGGCCUUCUCGGAUAGACAUCAUGAGAGUAAUUCUGCACGAUUGGAUGCUAUCUUCCAGACAUUGAGGAGUGGGAGACAUGGUCAUCGAUUCAAUACGUGGUUAGAUGAUAGACACCAGCGCAGUGGGUCUAGUGCAGCUUCUGUGCCUCAAGGUAUUGAGGAGAUACUGGUUUCUCAGUUGAGACGGCCUACACCAAUACCUGAAGAAUCCACUCGCCAAGAUGCUGCUUCAGCUCCACGUGGAGAAAAUAAUGAUUCCAGCCAGUUACAGGGAUCUGAAAGUCAGGUAAACGAAGAAACACCGGGAGAAGGGAAUGAAAAUAAUGAUAACAUGGUUACACCUUCACCUGUAACGGUGGUCAAUGGAGCUGGUAAUGUUGGUGAGGGACCUGCUGGUGGUGACAUGCAUCAAGAAGGGCACACAUCUGUAAGGGAGGAAAAUAUUGGCAUGCAAUAUGAACGCAGUGAUGCAAUCAUACGAGAUGUUGAGGCAGUGAGCCGAGGAAGCAGUGGGAGUGGGGCUACUCUAGGGGAAAACCUUUGUAGUUUGGAAGUGGAAAUAGGAAGGGUUGAUGGGCAUGAUGAUGUAGAAAGGCAGGGCCCAACGGACAGACUUCCUUUAGGUGAUUUGCAAGGGGCAACUCGGUCGAGAAGGUCAUCAGGGAGCACAUUGCCAAUGGGCAGCAGAGAUGUACCUCUGGAAAGUGUUAGGGAGGUUCCACCAUAUCCUAGUGGAGAUGCUAAUGAGAAUGCUGUACUGGAGGACAACCAGCACAACAGAAGUAGUGGUCCGGAUUCGAUAGAUCCGGCAUUUUUGGAGGCUCUCCCUGAAGACCUACGAGCUGAAGUGCUUAAUUCAAGACAGAGUCAAGUAGCAGAACCUUCUAGUGAUCAAUCCCAAGCUGAUGGAGAAAUUGAUCCUGAAUUUCUUGCUGCCCUACCUCCUGAUAUCCGAGAGGAGGUGUUAGCACAACAACGUGCUCAAAGGCGAACCCAGUCACAUGAGUUGGAAGGACAACCUGUUGAAAUGGAUGCUGUGUCGAUAAUUGCUACUUUUCCUUCAGAAAUACGAGAAGAGGUGCUUUUAACAUCUCCAGAUACUCUUUUGUCCACUCUAUCACCUGCACUUGUUGCAGAGGCAAAUAUGUUGCGGGAAAGGUUUGCACAUCGGUAUCAUAGCAGCACACUUUUUGGCAUUCAGUCAAGAAAUCGGCGAGUUGAAUCUUCUAGACGGGGUGACAUGUUCGGAUCCAGUUUGGGUAGAAAUGCUGCAGAUGCUGCUUCUCGCAAAUCUGCAGCUGGCAAGGUGAUUGAAACUGAUGAUGCACCACUUGUUGAGACAGAUGAUUUGAAAGCAUUAUUCAGGAUUCUUUGUGUUGUUCAGCCUCUUUAUAAAGGUCAAUAUCAGAGGCUUCUCUUGAGUUUAUGUGCUCAUAACAAAACUAGAACAUCUUUGGUGCAAAUUCUGUUGGGCAAGUUGAUGCUUGAUCUUUGGGGAUCUUGUAAGAGUAAAGUCAAUGUUUUUGAAUCACCACAUCGACUUUAUGGCUGUCAAAGUUACAUUACAUAUUCCCGUCCACAAUUCUCAGAUGGAGUUCCUCCAUUGUUGUCUAGGCGAAUCUUAGAAACUUUAACCUACUUGGCUCGUAAUCAUGAAUAUGUGGCCAAACUGUUGCUCAAUAUUGAGAUUCCACGUCUAGUUUUGUGUGACCUUGAAAUGUCCAAUCAAGGGCGUGGUAAAGCUCUUAUUAUGGAGGAAGAUGAACCUGAAGACAAGAAAGGUGACUUUUCCAUUGUCUUGCUCAUAAGUUUAUUGAAUCAGCCAUUGUACAUGAGGAGUGUAGCUCAUCUUGAACAGCUAUUGAAUCUACUUGAAGUCAUCAUGGUAAAUGCUGAAAGUGAGUUUGGGAUGCCGGCUAAAGGUGGGGAAUCCUCUGAGGAGCCCUCUGGCUCUGGAGGUACCUCACAAGAUGCCCCUAUGAAGGUUGACACUGUUGGCCCUUCUGAGGAUGGUGAUAGUAAAUUAUCCAAGCCUGAGGAUCAUAGUAGCUCUUCUCCAUGUGUGAACAAUGAAAGCAGUACUCGUUCUUUGCUUCUUAGCCUGCCGCAGGGGAACCUUCGACUCUUGUGCUCAAUGCUAGCACGUGAAGGACUGUCAGAUAAUGCAUAUGGUCUUGUUGCUGAGGUGUUGAAGAAGCUAGUGGCUAUUGCUCCAUCCUACUGCCAUCUCUUUAUAACAGAAUUAGCUAACUCAAUGCACAAUCUAACCAUAUCUGCAAUGAGUGAGUUGCAAUUGUAUGAGGAUGCUGAGAAGGCUCUUCUCACAACAUCUUCUACGAAUGGGACAUCAAUCUUACGAGUUUUGCAGUCAUUGAGUUCCCUUGUUGCCACAUUACAUGAGAGUAAUGAUCCCCAACGUCUUCCUGAGAAGGACCACACUGAUGCUCUUUCUCAGGUAUCGGAAAUAAAUGGUGCAUUAGAAUCCUUGUGGAUAGAACUGAGCAACUCCAUCAGCAAAAUUGAAAGAUCUUCAGAAUCAACAUCAGAUUUUUCUACAAUGUCUGAAAAUUCUGCAUCGACAAGUACAAAUGCAAUUUCACCUCUUCCGGCUGGCACCCAGAACAUUUUGCCAUACAUUGAGUCUUUCUUUGUGAUCUGUGAGAAGCUAAGACCAGAGCACUCAGAAGUGGUCCAAGAGCUUGGCACUGCACCAACUACAGAUAUUGAAGACAACGUAAAUUUGUCCAGUGGUCAAAGAUCACCUAUGGUAUCUUCAAAAGCUGAAGAGAAGAAUGUGGCAUUUGUGAAGUUCUCAGAGAAGCAUAGAAAGUUAUUAAAUGCAUUCAUUCGCCAGAACCCUGGGUUACUUGAGAAGUCAUUUUCUCUCAUGCUCAAAGUACCUCGUUUCAUCGAUUUUGACAACAAGCGUGCUCAUUUCCGAUCAAAAAUAAAACAUCAACAUGACCAUCAUCACAGUCCAGUGAGAAUUUCAGUGAGAAGAGCCUACAUUCUGGAAGACUCAUAUAACCAGCUUCGGAUGAGAUCACCUCAGGAUUUGAAGGGAAGGCUCACCGUGCAUUUCCAAGGGGAAGAAGGUAUUGAUGCUGGGGGGCUUACAAGGGAAUGGUAUCAGUUGUUAUCCCGUGUUAUUUUCGACAAGGGUGCCUUGCUUUUCACCACAGUGGGCAAUGAUUCAACAUUUCAGCCAAAUCCAAACUCGGUUUACCAAACAGAACAUCUAUCGUAUUUUAAGUUUGUAGGCCGAGUGGUUGGCAAGGCUCUCUUUGAUGGUCAACUUCUUGAUGUCCAUUUUACUCGAUCUUUCUACAAGCACAUUCUAGGGGCGAAGGUUACUUACCAUGAUAUUGAGGCUAUUGAUCCUGAUUACUAUAAGAACUUAAAGUGGAUGCUUGAGAAUGACAUAGGUGAUGUUUUGGAUCUCACUUUCAGCAUGGAUGCUGAUGAAGAGAAGCUGAUAUUAUAUGAAAGAGAAGAUGUAACUGAUUCUGAACUGAUUCCUGGUGGACGGAAUAUCAGAGUCACAGAAGAAAAUAAACAUGAGUAUGUUGAUCGUGUUGUGGAGCAUCGACUAACUACUGCCAUUAGGCCUCAAAUCAAUGCAUUCAUGGAGGGCUUCAAUGACAUGAUCCCUCGGGAGCUGGUUUCUAUAUUUAAUGACAAAGAGUUGGAAUUGUUGAUUAGUGGUCUUCCAGAUAUUGACUUGGAUGACUUGAGAGCAAAUUCAGAAUAUUCCGGGUAUAGCAAUGCAUCUCCUGUCAUCCAGUGGUUCUGGGAGGUGGUUCAGGGCUUCAGCAAGGAAGACAAGGCUCGUUUCCUGCAGUUUGUCACUGGCACUUCUAAGGUUCCUUUAGAAGGUUUUAGCGCUCUUCAAGGAAUAUCUGGCUCACAGAGGUUUCAGAUCCAUAAAGCCUAUGGAAGUUCCGAUCACCUUCCUUCAGCUCAUACUUGUUUCAAUCAACUCGACCUGCCAGAGUACACUUCGAAAGAGCGUUUGCAAGAGAGGUUACUUCUAGCUAUCCAUGAAGCGAAUGAAGGGUUCGGUUUUGGUUGAGGUGGUGGCACAAGAGCAAACGCCUCGAUGCUGUACAUAUUCUAUAGAACGAGAAGAGGUAGAAACCAAAGAGAGAUGACGAGCUUCCAUCUGACUUGAUCUGCUGCCAUCUAUCAAUAUUUAACUCUGCCCCCAACUGCUUGACUCUUGCAAAGAAAAAUAAUUUACCAAAAUCUUUAUUGGUCUUGUGUGCUAACUUCAGACGGAAAAAUUAUUCAUGGCUGGCGUUGAACUAGAAGAAAUUGUCUUCUGUGCUCAAUUCAGAAGGGAAAAAAGAAAAAGAAAAGAAAAAAAAUUCAUGGCAGCAGUUGGGCGUUUGAACUGGAAGAAAUUGUCUUCUGUGCUCGCUUCAGAAGGAAAACAAUUCACGGCAGCGGUUGGGUGUUGAAGUAGAAGAAAUUUACUACCGGAUAGCUGUGGUAUACAUUUUUCGGAUGUAUAUUUAUUUAUCAAUUGUUUUAUUAAUUUUUAUUUGUAUACAUCUGCUGUUUUUUCCCAUAGUUAUUAGUUGACCUCUGGCCUUGAUUCUGGUAGCAGUCAACUUCUUGUCAUUGGCAAAGCCUGUUUUGUAGAUAUGCAUGUAGAUCUUUCCUCUGUGCUUGUACCAAAUGUGAUGCUCUUCGCUAUUGUUAAGUAAUUUUUCUGAAUGUUUGGAUUAAGCCAGUCUUUGUUUUGAGCUGAGGAGAUUUGGAACU